Molecule: messenger RNA, 825 nt
Organism: Prunus armeniaca (apricot)
Lineage: Eukaryota; Viridiplantae; Streptophyta; Magnoliopsida; Rosales; Rosaceae
Source: the annotation of a GenBank genome assembly
AUGCAUAGAUCUGGUGUGACCAUGGCUUGGAACGUGUUCAAGUUCUGCACAGCUUUGCGAGGUUUGGGGUCAGUCAUGAUCCUCCUGGUGCUUGGGGUCGUAGGUGUCACCUAUUACACUGUCGUUUUGACUAAUUAUGGCCCGGCUUUGUACAACGGUGGCCUUGACUCUCUCAUUGCUCUUGUCGUAUUGAUCUUGUUCCAUUGCUUGUUGGUGAUGCUCUUAUGGAGCUACUUUUCUGUUGUUUUGACGGAUCCCGGUUGUGUGCCACCUAACUGGAGGCCUGCUGUUGAUGAAGAGAGAGGGGAGGCUGACCCCUUGACUGGGUCGGAUUUUAGUGGUUUGCAGACUGACCCAUCUAAUCAAAGAAUCCGGUGGGCGGUGUGUACUGAAAAUGGAUCACCAUUGUGUAUGGGUUGUAAAUUGUGUUGGGGCCUUAAAUUACAAGUAUUUUCUACUAUUCUUGGGGAGUUGAUUGCUGUUAAAUAUCUUGAAGGAGAAAUACCUGGAACACCUAGCACCCUUGCAACUACCUUUCUUGCUUUUGUGUUAAAUCUUGCGUUUGCAUUAAGUGUUUUGGGGUUUCUGAUCAUGCAUAUAUCGUUAGUGGCUGCAAAUACCACAACCAUUGAGGCAUAUGAGAAGAAAACCUCUCCUAAAUGGCGCUAUGACCUUGGUCGAAAAAAGAAUUUUGAACAGGUUUUUGGUAUGGACAAACGAUACUGGUUCAUCCCUGCUUAUUCCGAAGAAGAUUUGCGACGCAUACCAGCGCUGCAGGGUCUUGAGUAUCCGUCGAGGCCUGAGUUUAACUCCCAAGAGUUCUGA